Penaeus monodon (black tiger shrimp) is the source of this 453-nucleotide messenger RNA. Its product is annotated as cuticle protein AM1199-like. NCBI's taxonomy places the organism in Eukaryota, Metazoa, Arthropoda, Malacostraca, Decapoda, Penaeidae. The transcript has 4 exons. The record is from RefSeq and is a predicted model, not a curated record. The coding region runs from base 1 to 453 and encodes 150 amino acids.
AUGAAAACAAAACUCAUCACGUUGGCGUUGCUCGUGGCUCUGGCUGACAAUCCAUCUUUCUCCUACAACGCUCCUGCAUCCCGCCCAUCCGCCCCCGUCAGACUCGUCGAAAUCGUCCGCGACGAUCGAAUCCAUCCUGCUGCUGACAGCUCUUACACCUUCGACGUCGAGACCGAGGAUGGCAUCGUCAGGCACGAGGCUGGUGGCCCAGGUGCUCAACAAGGCUCAGUUAGUUGUAUAUUUUUUAUCGGCCAAGUGUCCGACCUCCAGUUCGUCGCCAACGCCAACGGUUAUAAGCCUCAAUCGCCCUUCCAGCCUGUGGCUCCUGCUCUCCCCCACUCCAUUCCCGCCCACGCCCUCGAGCAGAUCGAGCGAGGGCUACUUGAGUAUAAAGCUUGCGCCCGCGGAGAACUGCGCGACCCAUCCAGCCAGGGUCACUCCAUUCCCUCAUAA